Messenger RNA from Leptidea sinapis, 4852 nucleotides. It is a transcript of the gene Adamts-like, whose product is annotated as A disintegrin and metalloproteinase with thrombospondin motifs 1. The transcript has 17 exons. Gene Ontology annotation, biological process: proteolysis. Lineage: Eukaryota; Metazoa; Arthropoda; Insecta; Lepidoptera; Pieridae. Gene Ontology annotation, molecular function: metalloendopeptidase activity. The record is from RefSeq and is a predicted model, not a curated record. Bases 181 to 2748 code for a protein of 855 amino acids.
GUAUGCGACGCGCGUCAAUAGUUUUCCGUUCGGAAAAAUUUUGUCGUGAGUGCCUGCAGUGUUGACCCUUUCCCGUCUGGAACUAUUACGGAUUAUGUGUAUGUUUGUUAGUGAAUACAGUGUGUUUUACAGCGCUCCGGGACCACCUUUUGGCUGUUGAUUCUUCCUAUAGCAUCAACAAUGGAAGUGGUACAGCCUCUACCGGUUCCCUGGCUGUCUGCUGUAGUCUUCCUCUGCACAUUUCUGUCUACGCACUGCCUCAAUAACAAGAUUCAUGAGCACAUGACCGCUGAUGAGCUCCGAAACGUUUUCCACGUGGAACAUCACUCUCAAGUACCAGAAUACCACCUAGUUCAACUAACCCACCAUCUGUCUAGAAGAAACAUCGCGUCCCACCACCCAUCAAAUUCUCAUAAUGUAAACCCUGAAAAGAUUCCCCACGAUAAGACAUCCAAGCCAUUACAGAAAGAACCAUCUUUGCUCAACGAUCAAAUGUUCGUAAGAGCAAAAGAGUUCAUCAAAGAUGUGGAUAUAAUUGGUGAUCUAAAUAACACGAUUAGUGUAAAUUUUGGUGUUACGAAUUCAAGUGAAACAAGUGAUAGUGAAUUUGGUGAUAAAGAGGAAGUGGAUGAUGAAAAUGAUGAUGUACAUAAUAUAGAAUUGGAAGCAUUCGGCAAACAGUUAAAGCUAGUUUUAAAGAAACAACAGGGUUUGGUAAAGAAGGAUGGGCUCAAGGUGUGGAAGGCGCUAAAGAAUGAAUCACAACCCCAUGGAGUUGACUACGAAGAAAUAGUAACUGAUGGCGAGGAAGAUAUUGGAGACCUGUACCAUGAUGAUGAGAACGGAGCUGCUCUGCUAAUCAGAAGACAUCCCAAACAUGGGCAUCUAGUUGUGGAAGGUUCCAUUGGUCACGACCUGGUGAUCCGGCCAGUACCUGACUCGAUGACUGCAGCGCAAGACGACGAGAUGUUCCUCGACUCGGGCAGCAUGGCUGAUAUGGUCUCCAUUGACACUGGACUGCCCCUUGGAAGGAGAAAUAAAGAAAGUCAAGAGCAGCUCCGGAGUAGACUGCAGGGAGCCCAGCACUUCAUCAUCAAGAGAGAACCGGAGAGCGGUGACCACCUCAGCGAUUAUGCUUUCAUGGAGCCAGAUCAUCUCGGCAAGCGGUUCAGGAGAAGAAGAUCCACGGAGUCACACAGCAGAAAGAAGAGAGAUGCCCCGUACGUCAUCUAUCCAGAAAUUCUUGUCAUCGUAGACUACGAUGGAUACAGGUUGCAUGGCGGAGACAACCUUCAGAUAAAGCGAUACUUUGUUUCUUUCUGGAACGGGGUCGACCUGAGAUAUAAGCUUUUGAAAGGACCAAGAAUACGCAUAUCGAUUGCUGGAAUUAUCAUCUCUAGGGGACGUGAUGCCACUCCAUACCUGGAACGGAAUCGAGUGGGACGGGAUGCAAUCGAUUCUGCAGCAGCCCUAACUGACAUGGGCAAGUAUCUGUUCAGAGAACGGAGACUGCCUGUUUACGACAUUGCAGUUGCCAUCACUAAACUAGACAUGUGCAGAAGACAAUACUCGAACGAUGCGUGCAAUAGAGGGACAGCAGGUUUCGCGUAUGUGGGCGGCGCGUGUGUGGUGAACAAACGCUUGGAAAAGGUCAAUUCAGUUGCCAUCAUCGAGGACACGGGCGGUUUCUCUGGCAUCAUUGUAGCUGCUCACGAAGUCGGUCACUUAUUAGGGGCAGUCCACGAUGGAAGUCCCCCGCCCUCGUACCUCGGAGGUCCAGGCGCGGAGAAGUGUAGAUGGGAGGACGGCUUCAUCAUGUCAGAUCUCAGACACACAGAGAAAGGAUUCCGGUGGUCACCUUGCAGUGUCCAAAGCUUUCAUCACUUUUUAAAUGGUGAUACAGCGACGUGUUUGUACAAUUCCCCACACGAAGACGACUCAUUACCGAGGGUUUUGCCUGGAAGGCUGCUCACGCUAGACGCGCAGUGCAGGAAAGAUAGAGGCACGAGCGCAUGUUUCAAAGACGAGCGAGUCUGUGCCCAACUAUUCUGCUUCGACGCGGCGAGCGGGUACUGUGUCGCGUACAGACCGGCAGCUGAGGGAUCUCCCUGUGGGGAUGGCCAAUAUUGUAUAAACGGGCGGUGUAUAACUGAACACGAGAACAUAAUCCCGGACUAUUCGCAGCACACGCCGAGCUACGUGAGACCAGACACCAGUCCGUUUUAUGGCAACAUUACCAGUAACGACGCUACAACACAGCCAUACGUUGCUAGCACAUCGCCACCAGUUUACCAAAACAAUUACCACUACCAAAGAGAUACACCCAGCACGACCACAGAGAACCCAUACAAAAAUUACUACAGCACUCCAGAGCAAACAACAAAGACGCCAGAGACCAUAAAACCCAGCGUAUCAUAUCCACCAUCUAUAAAUAAAUACUCAGUGUCCACUACAAGAAGCCCAUACGACUUCCACGAUUUCUUCGCAAGAACAACAGAAGCUCCAGAGAAAAAAGGCUUCUUCAGCAAGCAAGAUCUGGACAGCUAUCUCACGAAAACAACGAAAGACCCGUAUCCCAACAAGGGGCCGAAGUCGGUCUUCAAGAUAGGGACAUAUUAUUCUCAGGCGAAGUCAUCGGAUAACUCUAUCAGGCCAGAUGCGAACUCACAACAAGUUCAAAUAGAACCGGCGAGGUUAGUUUACUCGUAUCAGAAGAACUUGACGUCAGGAGAACUUAUCCGUGCCUAGAGUGCCAAAAUUGCAGCCGCCAUUAGCGAAUUGAGCUGAAGAAAUAUUUGAAGACUGCUGGAUUUAAGGGCACUAGGAUUCAUGAAGAAAUACAUCACACUCCUGGUGAUCCCGUCCAGACUUAAUGUUUGAAAUGUAGUGAUCCCAUAUUUAAUUGAUAUCACCAGUUUAUAAAUAAUUUUCUACGGCACCAGAGCUGGCCAUUCCGUCCAUAUAUCUCAUAAAAAAGUAAAAAAAACGCGAUAUUGGCAGCAUUGUUGUUAUAAAACAGAUUGGCACCAAAACAUAGAUCAAUUCUUUUUACAUCGAAAUGGUGAUAAUAGUGAAAAUAUGCGUAAGUAUGUGUGUGUCUGAAAACUAUGAAUCAGGCAUUGGUCUGUGAGUGAUAUUCCAAUGUGAUUGUGUUAAUGGACUUUAAGUACAUUAGAUUUGUAUAAAUAUGAACAAGACGAGAUCAAGAUUCCUCGACGUAGUUUUUUAGUUAGGCUAUUGUAAUUCGUUUAGGAACGGUUGUAAAAUAGUAUUCAAUAAGUGUAACGCAAAAGAAACUGCCAAGAAGUGCCUUUUACGAAUAAAUUAGCUGUAAUACUUGAUAUAGUUACUUUUUUGAAAUUUAUACGAUGCCGCUAAACUUGACUACAGGCCCCGUCAACUUAGGGUUACCAUUUCGAAAUUUGAAAAGUACUGACAUUUCGAUAGAAGUCCGGACAUUUUAGUUGAUCUCGUUAAGAUUUCGAAUCUUGUAAAGACUUAUUUGAUAUUUGUUAAUAUGUAGUUUUAUUGCUAUAUUCCAUCUAAUUAAAAAUAAAAUAUGGACAAGUUAGAGUCGGACAAAAUCUGGACUAGUCCAAAAGUCCGGAUUAAUCCGGACAGAUGGUAUCCCUACCGUCACCAGAAGUUAUAAAUUUUGUAAAUAACGAAUUUCUACGAAGUUACGUGUAACAACAAGAAAUCCCAAAUUCAAUAAAUAGCAAUUUUAUCGGGUGUGUGUUUUUGGCCUCUCGUGACGGGGCUUAUAGUCUGUUAGUGGUAAUAAUUUGACAGUGACGUUUGUCAUCGUGACGUAAGUAAAGAUAAUCUAUUACUUUUAAUAGCAAUCGGGCAUCGGUUCAGAGAGCUCUUUAAAAUACAAUAAUCAAAAUAUAGAACAAUAAUGUAGUUGGCUUAAUAAUUUGUGUUUUUUAUUCAUGUCAAUGAACUGACUAAAAUAAGUUUACGCCUGACACAAAAUACCUAAUAUUAUCUUUUUUUUUGAAGGCCGUUUCAAUUUAUAAUAUCUAGAGGUCACAGAACGAUAAGGCCGUAUAAAUAAAGAAAUAUUUAAAGCUUUUUCCAUGUUUGUUGCUUUAGUACCUUAUGUCUACCUACUUAGUUACUACCUUAAUUUUUUUUUGACGUGACGUAACCAAAGUAAACUGAAUACUUAUAAACUUUUUAUAUGUUCUUACUACGGCCAAAAGUAUCCGAAUAAUAACCAAUGUUUUUCAACCACAAUGUUUUGAUAGAUUUUAACAAAAGAGAACUAAAAUAUUCCAAACCUACUAAAGCGACUGGUUCACACAUCAGAGAAAAAUUAUCACCAUCAAAAAAUCUAUAUAUAUAUAUAUAUGCGUAUCCCUUCAAAAAAAGCGCGUACACCUUCCUUAAAGGCCGGCAACGCUCUUGUGAUUCCUCUGGUGUUGCAAGAGAAUGUGGGCGGCGGUGAUCACUUAAUACCCGUACGCUCGUUUGUCCUCCUAUUCCAUAAAAAAAUAUCUUGUUUUCUUAUCAAUAGCCAAAGGCAAGACAUAAUAUCCAGUUAUAAAAAUGGCAAAGGUCUAUCAUUAUUACAGCCAAUAAUUAAUAGUCUUUAAUUAAAAUAAAUAAUAUAAAAAAGUACAGUAAUAAUAAUAUAACAUUAGGUACGACCUUUUUAAACUUUACCUCAAUCUAUCACAAUGACUUGUAUAUUUUUAUAAAUUAUUUAGGUGAAUAAUAUAGUUACCAUAGAUUAAGUUGGCACGUUCUCACCAUUCAAUUACUUGCCAACUAUUUAUUAUAUUUAUGUAUACCGAUUCCCAAUGUCCUAUGUAUGUUGUAAGAAAAAAUACAAACUUUAAAUAUA